This is a messenger RNA of Brugia pahangi, 4143 nucleotides long. The record is from the annotation of a GenBank genome assembly. NCBI's taxonomy places the organism in Eukaryota, Metazoa, Nematoda, Chromadorea, Rhabditida, Onchocercidae.
AUGGAAAGAUUGGGGCUCGUGGAUGGCCUGGAAGAAACGUCAUUUUUACGAAUACAGUCUCACUGUGAUACGCUGUUCCUCUAUAUGCAGCACUUGCACAGUACAAAUCGUUUUCUGGAUGUCAUUGUUCAGAACGACGGCGAUUAUGUGACAUCGGCUCAUCGCCUUGUUCUAUCUGCUUAUAGCAGACAUUUAGAUGCAGCUCUAUCUAGUGUUCAAGAUUCUGCUGUUAUAACCCUAAACAUUGAUCCAAAAAUUACAGGUGUGGACAUGGAUGAUCUUCGAUUGCUGGUUAAAUAUAUGUAUACUGGACGUUGUAGCAAUCGAUCUCAAAGUAGGACACUUUCUGUUGCAAAUGCGCUUGGUUGUGACUCCCUAAUUAGACUGCUAGAAAGUAAAGAAGCUCAGAUUUAUCAGAAUGUAGAAUUAGAAAAUCCAGAUCAUGCACAGGAAUUGUUGCAAGCAGUCCAUCGUUUCAAAACUGAAGGAAAAUUCAUCGAUUGUUUCGUGAGUAGCCAGAAUAGAAUGAUUCUUCGAUGUCAUCGUUUGAUGCUUUGUGCAUUCAGUACUCAUUUCGAAAAUGCACUUGCAUGUACUGAGAAAAGUGCCAUUGUCACCGUUGAUAUUGAUCCCCAAAUUACGGGUGUAAGUAGUAUGGAUUUGAGAAAUAUAGUCGAUUUUUUGUAUAGUGGAUCAAUUCGCACCACAUCAAGGCGUCAUAAGAUAUUACGGCAAGCUGCUGUUACUUUAGGUGUGGCCAGAUUAGUUGAUGCUAUCGAUGAAGAAUUACUUGCUUCCGAAAUCGAUCAUUCAUACUGUCCUGAUAGUGGUGAUGAAAUUAUGCUAACAAACACAAUUUAUGGCCUUUUGGAUGAUAAUAGAAAUUUGAUUGGAAAUGGCGAACCUGAUAUUUCUGCUUUAGACGGUUCAAACUUCGGUGAUGAUAAUGAUUGUAAUGAUGAAACUAAUGCUGAAGAUCUUAUGGAAGAAGCUUCUAAUUAUAUAGACAAAGAUGAAAUACAAUUGGCAGAAGAUGACAUGAAGCAAAGCGGGAUGGCCGUUGCGAAGGCAACAAGUGAUUACAUGUGUAUUUAUGAAAAAUUUGUUGCUGGACCCAGUCGUGGUCGUAAGGGUGGUACAUAUGGACAUAAACGAUUGAUGUUGCAGCUGAAAAAAGACAUAAAGCUCUCGCAUGUGGAAGAAGCAUCAACCAGUUACGAUGCUGUACAGAAUAAUAAUUUUGAAACUGUCUCUGCAGUAACGGUAUCAUAUAUUCCGCCUUCCAAAAAACGUCAUUUGCUGGACAGUUUUGGUUAUGGUUUGCCUGAAAUUAUUGCACCCAAAGAUGUUACCGUACCCUUACUGGUCGGUGAUCAGGAGAUAAUGAUGGAAAAACCGUUUAAAUGCCCAUUCUGUGAUCAUCGAACAAAGGAAAAAAGUGCGGUUGAAAAACAUGUGAGAUGCAUGCAUACUUUGGAAACUCCUUACAAGUGUCAAUAUUGCAAUCAGGCUUUUAAAGUGCAGAGCAAUCUUGUCAGGCAUAUUCGAGCCCAUACAGGUGAAAAGCCAUACGCGUGUAAAAAGUGUGGGACGACAUAUGCAGAUAAGAAAAAUAUGGAUGCACAUAUAUUUAGAGAGCAUUUGAAAGUGAAACCGUUUGAAUGUCCCGAAGAGUUUUGUAGAGCUAAGUUCUGGCGAAAAGAUCGUUUUGUUGUGCACUGUCGUCGAACGCACAGUUUUGAACCGGUUAUUACUUUUGAAAAAUUGAACUGCAUGACGGAUAAGGAUGUCGACCAGUACAUCAGGCAAAAUAUUGUUUGGUCAAAGUUGCCUCAGGAAAUUCGAAUUGUUUUGGGCAACUCACAGAGAGAAUAUGAUAAGCUUGUACUGGAAUAUUCAAUCAAAAAUCAGUUAAGGUAUAAAGUGAAAUAUGUGAAGAAAAAUGAGGAAACCUAUUAUGAUAUUCUUCUAAAAUACAGUGAAACUCAUCUUAUGCUUUAUCCGUACCAUCUCUCAAAUAUCGUUGUACGCGAACUUCGAAUGACGCCAUUUAGUUAUUACAUCAACGUCAUAGUGAAUCUUAUGAAUGCCGAAAAGAGUUAUGAUUCAUUACCGAAUUUUACGGCCGCAGAUGCGAUGAGAUUAUUGGGGAUUGGUAGAAAUCAGUACAUUGAGUUAAUGAAUCAGAACCGUUGUAACCGAAAAAUAUUUCGAAAGAGUAAAUCACUGCGUGAACUAUUACCAGAAAAACCUGUUGCUAUCAACAUUGAACCUUGGUGGUUGGUCGCACCCGGCAGUAUCUUGGAAAGUGAUGUUAAGUUACUGAACAAAGAUGAGAAAGAUUUGUUAGAUAUGCUUAUCGAUGAAGGUGCUCAAUUAGUUGGUACUCUUGAUGCGAAGUUGGUGCAAAAACUUUAUAAUCGUGGUUUAGCUUACUUGGAGGUACCAGUUAAGGACGACGAUUAUAUUUAUGUGCCAACUUUGGAUGGUUUUGUUAUGAACCGAGUUCUGGGCGAUUAUUUUGAAAAUUUGCUGUAUCAAAUAUUUGUAGCCAUAGACGAGCAAACAACUGUACGGGAGCUAUCCGAAACUCUAAAUAUUGAUUUGCAAUUAGUAAAAAACGCUGUCUCUGUCUUUUGCCGACUUGGCUUUGCGAAGAAGCGUAUCACUGGACUAGAAAAUCUUGCGUUGCAUGUAACAUGGGCAAGUCAUAUGAUCAUUCCAGAGAUAGACGAUGAUUCGACUGCAGCAAUCACAGAGGAUCUAUCAGAUUUUUCUACUGCAUUGGUUUCUCCGGGUGGUGCAGAUGAAGAUGACGAAAAUGAAUCCACUACAGAUGGAUUAGCGGUGAAUCAUGAUGUGCUUGUAGCGUCGUUCACGUCGUUAUCGUUAACAACUCCCACUCCUUGUGGCGGGAACGAAGCUAUUAAACGAAUUGCAUUUCUCCUCGAUUCAUCGUUGACUGCUUUUCUUAUGAUGGGGAACUUAUCAAUCAGUCUAAAAAAUCAUGCGGUAACCUUAUUUGAAGUGGGAAAAUUGAGCGACGAGUCACUAGAUAGUUUCGUGGAAGAACUGCAGAAUGUGAAAUUGUUUGUGGAAGGUGAAGCACAAAGAUAUUCCGAACAUGCUCAAACAUUGUUAUUAACAAUUCUUGCACUUCGAAGUAGUUCUGAAUUGGAUUUAAUUAGAGGUGAAAGUUUGUUAUCGUUGGAUCAUGCCACACGUCUACGUCUCAUCAACAAAACAUACAGAUGUUUGGUUUCAAUGGCUCCGUUAAAUGGAGAAGCAUGUCCAUUAUCAGUGCCAUCUAUUCCUCAUUUUGGGACCGUUAUUCCAGAAGUGGUUUCGUCAUGGUUUCGGUUGUUUUUGUAUUGUACUUUGGGUGAUGGACCAGUUUCGCUGUAUAUCCCCAAAGGCUCACGUGUCCCAGUCAUUCCUUGUGCUCUACGACAAUGCAAACAUUUACUGAUCACUACUGCUUCACAUGAACCUGUUAUUAUUCCAGCAGAUAACUGUUUAAUUCAGUUGAAUGACAUGCUUCAAACGCAUGCAGUGUUUGUGCAAGAAUACAGUGCUGUAAUUGAUGACUCAGAGAUUGUAAGUGUCCCAUUCCCAUUUAUUGAUUCCAGUUUAACAGAUGGUCAUUUUUCAUUACAUCCUUCGGUGCUGAAACUUCGAGAAAAAUUGGGGCUAAAUUCGCUGUGUGGUUAUUUGACACUGCUGUGUAAAAAGAAAACUAUUGAGUGGGAAGUACAGUCGAAGAAUAAGAAAGGUGGUACUACAACGGUCAGCAAAGAUCCAAGGAAAAUUGCGAGUCUACGAGUUCAUUUGCGAGACGAUGAAACAUAUGCUGAUUACACAUUGCUUGACUGUGUUUUUGGCGUGCCAUUAUUCGAUGAACAUUUAAACAGGGUCAUUUGUCAAAGAAUUAAGGACUGCGAGCUUCUUGAUCCAAAAAAUUCAAACAUGGUGGAAUUUGCGAACCGCGAUCUUGUACAAUCGUUACGAGAACUGAUUAAUAAAUAUCAAACGUGGGGAGAAUCUACAUCUGUUUGGGAAAUCUCACGUUGGUCUCCACCAGCUCAAACACUUCUUUUCCAAAAUGGAGAGAUAAGUAUAGUGGAUAAUCUGCGAGUUUGGUAA